Messenger RNA from Priceomyces carsonii, 975 nucleotides. RefSeq names its product Yuh2p (gene YUH2). Gene Ontology annotation, molecular function: cysteine-type deubiquitinase activity. The transcript is spliced from 2 exons. Gene Ontology annotation, biological process: ubiquitin-dependent protein catabolic process; protein deubiquitination. Gene Ontology annotation, cellular component: cytoplasm. The coding region runs from base 1 to 975 and encodes 324 amino acids. Lineage: Eukaryota; Fungi; Ascomycota; Pichiomycetes; Serinales; Debaryomycetaceae. The record is from RefSeq and is a predicted model, not a curated record.
AUGAGUGACAUUGGUUGGAAUACUAUAGAUUCCGAUGCAGGCGUUUUUACUGAAUUAGUCGAAAAAUUAAAGGUUGAAGAUACCCAGUUUGAUGAGCUUUAUUCUUUUGACUAUGAUACGUUGAAGCAAGUGCAACCUAUUCGAGGAGUGAUUUUUUUGUUCAAGUACAGCAAAGUAGACGAUGAUUAUGCAAAGAAUAAUAAUGCGCCCUUAGAUGGCGAAUAUGAUCCUGAUUAUCAGGAUCAUGGCAUUUUCUUUGCGAACCAAACCAUUCAAAACGCAUGUGGAACACAGGGAGUAUUAAAUAUAUUAUUAAAUAUAGACGAUAAAAUAGAUAUUGGUGAAGAGCUCAAGAACUUCAAACUGUUUGUGGCCGGUUUUGACGGAAUGAUGGCUGGUGAGACAAUUUCAAAUAGUGAAAUGAUAAGGCAAGUUCACAAUUCAUUCUCUUCGCCAUCUCCCUUCGUUGAUGAAGAUAAACCAAAUAGCCAGAAUAAUGACCGCAAGAAUGAUGGUUUGUUUCAUUUUAUUAGCUACAUAAGGACCAACGGAUUCAUUUACGAGUUGGAUAGUCUUAAGACAUAUCCCAUAAAGAUUGAAGAAUGUAAUUCUGAUGAAGAGUUUAUCACAAAGCUACCACAAGUUAUUGGCAGAAGAAUAGAAAAGUAUGGUGGUGAAUUACGGUUCUCUUUGCUCGCGAUGACACACAAUAAAGCAAAGCAUUUUUCUGAGAUUGGAGACUAUAAUUCAUUCCAGAGAGAAAUGAUAAAAAGAGAAUCAUGGAAGAAAGAGAAUGAAUUGAGAAGACACGAUUAUGUUGGAUUCCUUGUAGAGCUUCUAAAGAACAUCAGUAAAGAUAUGGAUGAUGAAAAAUGGGAGAACAUAUUAGACUCUGCGAGAAAGAAUGAACAACAAAAUUUAUUAAAAAGGUUUAGUAAGAGUAAAGGUUUAGAUAUAUACCCAAAGAAGUCCUGA